AUGUUUUGCAACAUUAUUCUUCUUGACCAAAACUGGUAUUACCGCCUUCCGUCAAUCUUGGCGUCAUCCUUCACCAUAGCAUUUCUGCUUCAUUACCUCAUCCGGAGGUUUGGCCGGCAUCACGGCCGUGACCCGCCAAGCCCACCGGGUCUCCCCAUAAUCGGCCACCUUCACCUCAUCGGCUCCUCAUUCCCCAAAUCCUUCCAGGCCUUGGCCUGCCGCUACGGCCCACUAAUCCGGGUCCGCUUGGGCUCCGAGGCUUAUCUCGUCGCUUCCAGCUCGGCCGUCGCGGAAGAGAUCUUAAAGACCAACGACGCUUGCUUCCUCUCCAAGUUCGAAACCGGUCCGACCCACUUCAACAUAUAUCGGGGGACCGGGUUCAUCACCGGCCCGCACGGGGACUACUGGCGGUUCAUGAGGAAGCUGUGCGUGACCCGUCUCUUCGGCGGGGCCCAGUUUGACCGGUUCAACACCAUACGGGAGCAGGAGCUGGCCAAGCUGGUCAAAUCUUUGAUGAAGUGGUCGGAGGAAGGCCGGGCGUGUGAUUUGAACGUCGAGCUCGAGACUCUGGCCAACAAUGUGGUCUGCAAGAUGAUGAUGAGGAGGAGAUUCCUGCUGAGCGACCGCCGAUGUAAGGAGAUGAGGAGGAUGGUGUCGGAGAUCAUGGACAUCGCCGGGAAGUUCGGGGUCAACGGGCUUUUCGGGGUGCUCAGGAAGGUUGACUUGUUUGGGUAUGGGAGGAAGCUUCAAGAGGCGCUUUGGCGGUACGACGAUGUGUUGGAGGAGAUAAUGAAGGACUAUGAGGAGAAUUCAUUUGGGAGUAGUCGUACUAGUGGUGUCGAGGCGGAAGGAGACAAGGAUGUAAUGGAUAUUUUGUUGGAGACUUACAGAGAUGAGAAUGCUCAAGUGAAGUUGACAAGAAAACAAAUCAAGCAUUUCAUUAUCGAAUUGCUUAUGGCGAGCAUUGACACUUCAGCAGCAACCCUACAAUGGGCAAUGGCGGAGUUGAUUAACCGUCCCAACAUAUUCAAGAAGCUAAGGGAGGAGAUCGAUUCGAUCACAGGGGUGGAUAGACUGGUUAAAGAGUCAGACGUCCAAAAUUUGCCAUACUUGCGAGCCUUGGUCAAGGAAUCGCUAAGACUCCACACGGCAGCACCAAUGAUACCUCGAGAAUGCAGCCAAGACUGCAAGAUCAAUGGUUUCAAUGUGAAGUCCAAAACUCGGGUCUUGAUCAACGCCUAUGCCAUAAUGAGGGACCCGGACAUGUGGGAGGAUCCAGACAAGUUCAUGCCAGAAAGGUUCUUGCUUGGUGGUGAUGAUGGUCAUGAUUUCAGGUUCCUGCCAUUUGGGGGAGGGAGGAGAGGAUGCAUUGGCUAUACGCAUGUUUAUAUGAUAAUGCACACGACAAUGGCGGCGUUGGUUCAGUGCUUUGAUUGGAAGGUCAAGGAUGGAGAACACGUUGAUAUAAGUGUGGCAUUAGGUUUCACCGGAGCCAUGACACCUCCUCUCCUUUGUUAUCCUACUGCACGGUUUCACCCAUUCUAA
Messenger RNA from Linum tenue, 1545 nucleotides. The record is from the annotation of a GenBank genome assembly. Lineage: Eukaryota; Viridiplantae; Streptophyta; Magnoliopsida; Malpighiales; Linaceae.